AUGGCCCCUCUAGUUUUUAAGACCGCCAUAUCUCCACCUAUCCCCGCUACAUUUCAAAUCCAGGGCGAGCCAAACCAGGGAGUGAUACAGCUUGGAAUAUUUACAAUAGCUUUAAAUGUACCAAAAGGUUUUAGAGUUAAUACACUAAGAAUUGUUAUUUAUACUAAUUUUCUCCUUAAUUUCAUUAUCCACAAAAAAUCUUUUAAUAAUGGUUUUUCUCCAUCUGUAAAACAUGUAAGAUGUCAGAAAUGCCUGGAAUUUGGGCAUUGGACUUAUGAAUGUACAGGAAAAAGAAAGUACCUACAUAGGCCUUCAAGAAGAGCAGAACUAAAGAAAGCUUUAAAAGAAAAAGAAAACAGAUUAUUAUUACAAGAAAGCGUUGGAGAAACUACUGUAGAAAGAAAGAUCAAGAAAAAAAGGUCUAAGAGUGUAACCAGUUCCAGUAGCAAUAGCAGUGACAGUUCAGCCAGUGAUUCUUCAUCAGGGAGUGAAGAGCCGUCUAUCUCGUCCUCCUCAGAGGACAGUGACUCUGAUGAAAGCUCCUCCAGUUCAUCAUCUUUAGCCUCCUCCACAAGCUCUCCAUCGUCCUCUGAUGCAGAAGAGAUUCCAGCUCUUCUAGUAAUAGCAGCAGCACAGAGUAGCUCUGAGGAUGAACCACCAAAGAAGAGGAAAAAGAAAUAG
This is a messenger RNA of Orcinus orca (killer whale), 681 nucleotides long. RefSeq names its product zinc finger CCHC domain-containing protein 10-like. The transcript has 2 exons. Lineage: Eukaryota; Metazoa; Chordata; Mammalia; Artiodactyla; Delphinidae. The record is from RefSeq and is a predicted model, not a curated record. Bases 1 to 681 code for a protein of 226 amino acids. Gene Ontology annotation, molecular function: nucleic acid binding; zinc ion binding.